AUGCACUGUUAUGUGAUACACAGCUCUCAUUCCAGGCCAUUGACACAACUCUACCAGCAUAUCCUGGCCUUGGCACUUGCAGUAAAGGAGAUAAAUGAAAACCCCCAACUCUUACCCAAUGUCACUCUUGGCUUCCACAUCUAUAACAGCCAUUUCAGUGCAAGGUGGACUUACCAAGCCUCCAUGGAACUGCUCUCUGGACAAGGAACACUCAUCCCUAACUAUAAAUGUGAUGCUGGAAGCACUUCAAUAGCAGUCAUUGGUGGACCAAACUCUGAUUUAUAUAUUCACAUGGCUACAAUCCUGUCCAUGUACAAGAUGGCCCAACUCCACCACUUUCUGAGAAGUAUCUCAUUCAACAAUAGUGCCGGUGAAGAGAUAUUCUUUGACCAAAAUGGAGCAUUAGUAGCGGGAUUUGAUAUUUUCAACUGGGUCACAUUUCCAAAUGAGUCCUUUCUUAGAGUCAAAGUUGGAAUGAUGGACCCUUGGGCUCCAGAAGAUGAAGGGCUUACAAUGCAUGAUGAUGCUGUUGUGUGGCCCAGUAGGUUCAACCAGACACUACCGGUUUCCCUGUGUAAUGAGAAAUGCCAUUUAGGUUAUCAUAGAACCAAGAAAGAAGGGAAGGCUUCUUGCUGCUAUGAUUGCCUCCCGUGUCCAGAAGGGAAGAUCUCAGACCAAAAGGACAUGGAUGAAUGUUUUGAAUGCCCUGCAGACCAGUAUCCAAACAAGGACCAGGAUGGAUGCCUUCCAAAACAAAAAACCUUCUUGUCUUAUGGAGAAGCUCUGGGGAUAAGUUUGGCUAUCUUGGCUCUCUCUUUUUGUUUCCUCACUGCUUUGGUGCUUGGAAUCUUUGUGAAGAACAACGACACUCCCAUUGUCAAAGCCAACAACCAGAACCUCACCUACACUCUCCUCAUCUCCCUCCUGCUCUGUUUCCUUUGUGUUUUGCUCUUCAUUGGCCAGCCUGUAGAGCUCACAUGCCUCCUUCGGCAAACUGCCUUUGGCAUGAUCUUCUCAGUGGCAGUUUCUUGCAUAUUGGCCAAAACCACCAUUGUGGUUCUGGCUUUCAUGGCCACCAAGCCAGGCUCCAAAAUGAGAAGAUGGGUGGGGAAACCAUUGUCCAAUUCUCUUGUUCUUUCCUGCUCUCUUAUUCAAGCCACCAUAUGUACAGUGUGGCUGGCAACUUCUCCCCCAUUCCCAGAUCUGGACACACACGCAAUGCUCAAAGAAAUUGUACUGUUCUGCAAUGAGGGGUCAGACCUCAUGUUUUAUGGUAUCCUAGGCUACAUGGGCUUCCUGGCCAUUGUCAGCUUUGUUGUGGCUUUUCUAGCUAGGAGGUUGCCGGACAGCUUUAAUGAAGCCAAGUUUAUCACCUUUAGCAUGUUGGUCUUUUGUAGUGUUUGGUUGUCCUUUGUACCAACAUACAUGAGCACAAAAGGAAAAUUCAUGGUGGUUGUGGAGGUCUUCUCCAUCUUGGCCUCCAGCUUUGGAUUACUGGGGUGCAUCUUUUCCCCCAAAUGCUAUAUUAUUUUACUGAGGCCUCAGCUGAACACCAGGGGGCAGCUGAUUAGAAGAAACAAAUAA
Podarcis raffonei (Aeolian wall lizard) is the source of this 1584-nucleotide messenger RNA. RefSeq names its product vomeronasal type-2 receptor 26-like. Gene Ontology annotation, cellular component: membrane. Gene Ontology annotation, biological process: G protein-coupled receptor signaling pathway. The transcript is spliced from 4 exons. The record is from RefSeq and is a predicted model, not a curated record. Gene Ontology annotation, molecular function: G protein-coupled receptor activity. Bases 1 to 1584 code for a protein of 527 amino acids. Lineage: Eukaryota; Metazoa; Chordata; Lepidosauria; Squamata; Lacertidae.